CGUACGGGUCGGAAGCGAAAACUUUUACUUCUCGCGCCCUCGCACAAGGCCGCGCAAUUUGAUCGAAGACGGGUUCGAGUGUUCGCAGGGGGUGUUCGUUCAGGUGUCGCGUGGCUCAGAAGUGUGUGGAUAAUAUCGUAGUACGACGGGAAAGUUCAGCGCCUGACAGUGUGAAAGGAAAACAAAAAUUAUAAAAGGUCAUAAAGAGUGUUGUUUAGCACCAAGUGAGAACUAGUGUCGAUCGCUGCUAACGUAUAUAAAUCAGCGCCGUGGUCGGCAACUUGCGGCAAAGGAUAAUGUUCAACUAGGUUCAACUUCGACACCAAGCAGAGGAUCCAGCAGAAAGUGAUUGUUUUGAUGAACCUCUCCGAAAGGAUCGUGCUUUUAGAUGAUCCAGGAUGCUGACAACGAUUGCAUUGAUACUGGCUGCAUCCGUACUGCGGAUAGGCGCCCAAACCCCUCCUCCGACGAAUGACCUACCAACGCAGGCUCAGACGCUUCCGAUGCUGCUGCCCACCGUUCCGCCUGAUCAGCUGUUCGCGAUCGUUCAGCCCCAAUCGGCGCCUCCGGUAAUGAACCUGCCACCUUCCCCGGGACGAGGAAUCCAAUACGAACAUUCGAUAUCGCUUGGACCCAACAGUAAUUAUUACGUGUACUAUUCGGAUCACGUUCAGAACUCACAACAACAACAGCAGCAACACCAAGAACAACAUCAGCAGCAACUGUCACAGUCCCCGCUCGUUUACCAGCCUCUCGUUGGAUACUCCAACGAUCAGUCUAGUCAGAUAUUAUUUAAUCCGAACACCGUACCGGUGCAGCUUGUGACACUGUUGCAACCGACUCUGGACGCUGCUGUUGCUCAGGAGAAUGCUGCUGCCACGACUCCUGCUACAACCACAGAGAAACAAUCUGGUGUGGAUUUAAACGAAGAAGGCAUUCAGAAGCUAGUAUCCUCCACACAGAACCUGGUGAGCAACGAAGAUGUCGUAAGUAUCAACAACGCUGAAGAAGAACCAACCGAAGCCGUCGCAAAGGAAUCCAAAUCGUCUAUUGACAAUGGAGUGGUUGACGCUCCGGUUGAUAACGAACCAAGCGAAAGCCGAAAGAAUGAACAGAAGUUAGCGGACAACCUGGCAGUGGCGUCCUUCGCAAAGCCGAUCAUAGUCGGUGAAAUGCCCGAAGGAACCGCUAGAAAUCAUCGUUCCGGGGAUCGUUCGGAAAACUACCUGAAACAGAUCAACGUGGAAAUUAUCGGUGAAUCCGAUGAUCACAACAAAGGUCAGUACCUGAAGGAGACAAUUUUCCCGGCGAACGAGUUAACUUCUGAACCAUGCGAUGAUGACCAAAAAUCAACUCCCGUGCUGAUCAAACACGAAGUCACCACAAUUCGACCGAUCAGUUUGUCUACCAAAGGUCGAGGAACGACAGCAUCCCGACUCAGUACUCGCUUCCGAACCACGACAGCACAACAACCUUCCUCAACUGCUCGUUACACGGCAAAGGAAACCACCGCAGUAACUCCGAAACCUGUCUCCAACAAGUAUCUAGCUCCGAUUCAAGCUGGAUUGCGGCUUUCGAAUUCGGAGCCAAAUAUCGAUGACUGCCUAGACGCAAUUCUGCAGCCACCAAAACAAGAUCUAAAUGUUGAGAAGAAGACUCUUGUUGAGAUCCAGAAAAGUGUUAACAUUAAAAAUAUUCUGGUGGAUCAGGAGAAACCACAACCUGCCAAACAACAAGAGUUUGGAUCUCGCACUAAAAUAAUCCAACAGCCCAUUUUUAUCGAGAAACCUGUCGAAAAAAUUGUAAAACAAAACGUCUACAUCGAGAAACCGGUUGAUCGAAUCAUUCAGCAACCGGUCUACAUAGAAAAACCAGUACCCCAUCCGGUCGAUCGCAUCGUAGAGAAGAAGGUGCCCGUUCCGUAUCCUGUUGAAAAAAUUGUGGAAAAACCAGUGCAAACAGUCGUUCAAGUUCCAUACGCCGUCGAGAAGCAAGUACCCGUCCAUCACUACAUUGACCGUCCUGUAACCCAGCACGUAGCCGUUCCGGUUCCCGUUGAAAGAAUUGUCGAAAAACCUUACCCGGUGGACCGAGUCGUCACCAAAGAGGUUCAGGUUCCCUAUCCCGUAACUCAAUUCGUUGAGAAAAUAGUUGAUCGUCCGGUCCCAGUUGAGAAAAUCAUCACAAAAGAGGUCCAAGUACCAUACCCAGUCACUCACGUUGUCGAUCGACCGUAUCCGGUCGAGGUUCCCGUUGAGAAGAUUGUAGAAAAGAUUGUCGAUCGACCCGUCGAAACAGUGGUCGAGAAGCACGUUGAAGUUCCGGUCCCGGUAACGGUUGAGAAAGUUGUCGAAAAGUUCAUUGAUCGUCCUGUUCCUUACCCGGUCCAGGUCCCUGUCGAAAUUCCCGUUCAAGUUCCGGUCCACUAUCCGGUAGAAAUUCCCGUCGGGGUUCCCAUUCCAUAUCCAGUCGAAAAACUAGUUCCCGUCCCCAUCCACGAACCGAAACCAACACACGCUAUCAUCAAAACAACCACUCACGAGAAAUUGUUUGACUUCCACAAAUUCUUCGGUGGUAAAAAGAAACACUUCACCGAACAUAUUUUCAUCAAAGCCCCCUCGCACCCGAAACCUCAACACCUCGAAGCCAAAAAUUUCUACUUCCACAGCCAAUACCCAAAGAAUGACCUCCACUUUGGUGCAUCGAUCCAGACUCCCACUUACGUAGAUGUCGCCCAAUUCAACGUCCUCCCACAUCACUACCCAGAGAAGCAGAAAUUCUUCUACGGCGCGCAAUACUCCGGAGACGCCUUCAACGGUAAUCCCUACCAAUACCACUACAAUAGCUACCAACCGUUAAACGAUCACUCACAUCAAUUUGUAGGCAAACUUACCUACCAGGGCCCAUCGUACCAACAGCAGCAGCCGCAAUCGGUUGCGCAGCAGAUUUACCGGGACGACUACGUCGGACCGACUCCGCUGCUGGAAGAUCAUUGGGCCGUCAAGAGUGACGUCAAGUUCCGCAGGAGUCCAUCGUACGGCAAGAGCUUGCGGAUCGAGUACGGUGGCUUCAAGCCACCCCUAGUGCCAUCGGUGGAAAUCGACGAGAAUGGAAAUCCGCUGAAAAAGGAGCAGAACGGGAACUGAGUGGAAGGGUGCGUUCGGAGAGAGGAUCACGGUCGGCGGCAUAUCGUAACUGAUUGUGUGCUGAACGUUGUGCUUAUGUUAGCAGUAGAACAGUCGUGAAGUAUAUAGAGCGGUAUUCAAUGAUUAUUGCUAAGACAGAGCUUAGGUUUAAUUUCAUUGUACACAGGAUUCAU
Topomyia yanbarensis is the source of this 3319-nucleotide messenger RNA. Its product is annotated as titin-like. Lineage: Eukaryota; Metazoa; Arthropoda; Insecta; Diptera; Culicidae. The transcript has 4 exons. The coding region runs from base 399 to 3146 and encodes 915 amino acids. The record is from RefSeq and is a predicted model, not a curated record.